Molecule: messenger RNA, 795 nt
Organism: Dovyalis caffra
Lineage: Eukaryota; Viridiplantae; Streptophyta; Magnoliopsida; Malpighiales; Salicaceae
Source: the annotation of a GenBank genome assembly
AUGGCAAUGAUGCUUUCCUCCCAAACCGGAACAAUCCUCCGCACCCCAUUCCUCCCUUCCCACUCGAAACUCUCCAGCCGCCUUCCUCUCACCUCCGCCGCCGCCACACUUUCUCUCCCAUCACAAAAGCCCUUAUCUCUCGCCCUCAAAGCCCUUAAAACACGAGCCUCUCAGACUGUCACCACCAAACGACCUGCAGUUAGGGUUCGCCUCUCAUCCCAAUCCAUACAAAUCCCCGCAGAGUCACAAUCCCAGCUCACUGGGUCAACUCGAACCCUCGCUACUAUCCUAACCCUAGCUCUCUCUCUAUCACGCAUCUUCGUCAAUUCAAUUCAGAAAUUCGUCCUUUCAAUUUACUGUUUCCCCAACCCUGAUCAACUCAUGGCGAUUCGUGCUCUACAAACCAACCUGGUUCACUCAGUAGGCCCGCUUUUCUUCGCGGCGCUUAAGGACCGUCCUACCGGGUAUUUAAACACUCCAUUGACGGUGGUUGCGGCAGGUUUGGCUAAAUGGCUCGAUAUAUACAGUGGGGUUUUGAUGGUUAGGGUUUUGCUUAGUUGGUUCCCUAACAUUCCAUGGGACCGUCAGCCCUUAUCAGCUAUAAGGGACUUGUGUGAUCCUUAUUUGAACUUGUUUAGGAAUAUAAUUCCUCCUAUAUUUGAUACUCUUGAUGUUAGCCCGCUUUUAGCGUUCGCGGUUCUGGGUACACUUGGGUCCAUUCUUAAUAGCAGCAGAGGAAUGUCCACAAAGAAAUUAUGUAGGUUCAAAGAAGAACGCAUCGCACAAAAGCUGUAG